Molecule: messenger RNA, 511 nt
Organism: Racocetra persica
Lineage: Eukaryota; Fungi; Glomeromycota; Glomeromycetes; Diversisporales; Gigasporaceae
Source: the annotation of a GenBank genome assembly
UCUUCGUGAGAUAGAAGCUAUGUGUACUUCAAUGGAUUUAUCACAAGAAGUAAUUGAUACUACCAAGCAGCUAUACAAACGAACCGUUGAAGAAAAAGUCAUGCGAGGAAAAAAUAAAAUUGCUUUUUAUGCUGCUUGUAUUUAUAUCGCAUGCCGAAUAAAUAAAGUUGCAAGGUCUUUCAAAGAAAUUAGCGCCUCCACUCAGGUUUCCAAGAAACAUCUUGCUCGCGCUGUUAAGAAUUUGGUUGCAACUUUUGAAUUAAAUAUGGGAUUAAUGAAAUCUGAAGAUCUGAUGACAAGAUUUUGUAAUCGACUUGGGCUUUCACACGAAAUUGAAAGAACUUGUAGCAAAAUUAGUCAACGUAUUGAAGAACUCGGUUUUUUGACUGGUCGAACUCAGAAUACCAUCGCCGCUGCAACUAUUCACUUUGUCGCGAGCAUUCGUAAUAUUUCUGUGUCAAUCGAAAACAUUGCUUGUGUUUCUGGCAUGGCAGUUCCUUCCAUUAAGUCG